AUGACCAAUAAGAUCGAAAUGUUCACAGAAUCACUAUUCACGCCAAGACCGACGGCAGGCGAUGAGUUCCGUGCCGCCCUUAUUUCCUCCGGACUCUCCCCUCAAGCCAUUGAAGGAAUCCUUGACAUUAGCUGCACGGCAUACCUAUCAUUUCUGGAGUGUGGAAAAGAAAUCAGUUUUCUGAAUGCUAUUGACGCGGUGACGAAAUGGAAGUUGACGCUGGAAAAGUUUAUUAGUACGCAGACGAAGAAGGAUCAGGAGGCGUAUGCACUGUUUUGUAGGAAGCAAGAGGAGCAGGAUAAGAAACGGUUUUUCUAA
Molecule: messenger RNA, 318 nt
Organism: Caenorhabditis remanei
Lineage: Eukaryota; Metazoa; Nematoda; Chromadorea; Rhabditida; Rhabditidae
Exons: 2
Coding region: 1-318 (105 amino acids)
Source: RefSeq, a predicted model, not a curated record